AUGAGGAACCUACAAAGCAAGAUAAUCACCACGUCUGGGGCGCAUUCUAUCGAUGAUGAGUUUGAUUACGAGUCACCCUUCACUAGGGAAAUCCAAGUUGUGCGGUUCCCAGCCAACUUCAAAGAGCCCCACAUGACCCCUUACGAGGGCAAUACAGAUCAAAAGUACCACUUUGAUGUGUUCAAUGACCUAAAGAAUUUAAGGGGAAUUAAUAGCAGAGCCAGAUGUCAGUACUUCGUUGUUACAUUGAAGGGACUUGCACACAAGUGGUUCAAAAGACUUAGGCCAGGGUCCAUCAAGUCCUGGCAACAGUUUUUCGACGAAUUUCUCCAACAACAUCAUGCGGUGCGUGAUUACACCAUGAUGGGCACCAGCCUCACUAACGUAAAACAAGGAGAGGAUGAGAGCCUAAAGAAUUAUAUCCAUAGGUUCAAUAUGGAGGCAGCUAAAGUAGGAAGCCUGGCCCGAGGGGAGUUAAAAAUGGCCAUUACAGCUGGAGUGCGCCUGGGCAGUAAGUUAUGGGAUAACAUGCUAAAGAGGGAGGUCACUGACCUAGACGACUUCUACGAACGGGUACAAAAAUACAUCCGUGUUGAAGAUGGUCACAAGAGUCUUAAUGCUAGAAAGAGCGAGUCGUCCCUAAAAUCCUCAACCCAUGAAAGCCUAAAUAACGCAAAGAAAAAGAGAGCCUACGAAGAACCGAGAGAUGAUCAUCUGGGGAAAGCUAAACGUGUGGAUGAACACGGACAUACCCAAUACACCUUUUACAUCAAUCUAACACAUACUAGGGAACAUAUCUUCAUCAUGAAUGAGAAUUAUGUCCCCUUCAGAAGACCCCCGCCAAUGAAGAGAGAUCGAUUGAAGAGAGAUCUCAGUACAUAUUGUCAUUAUCAUAAGGACAUUGGCCACACCACAACAACGUGUAACCAUUUGAAAGUGGAAAUUGAGGAGCUCAUACGCAGAGGGCACCUGGGUAAGUAUGUUACAAAAGAGAAACCAGGUCCAGAGGGCAGGCCGACUUUAACACGACCCAAUGAAUGA
Molecule: messenger RNA, 1041 nt
Organism: Humulus lupulus (European hop)
Lineage: Eukaryota; Viridiplantae; Streptophyta; Magnoliopsida; Rosales; Cannabaceae
Exons: 1
Coding region: 1-1041 (346 amino acids)
Source: RefSeq, a predicted model, not a curated record